AUGUCUGCAAUCGUUGUUAGGAGUGAAUUUUGGAACAAUUCAAUAAUCCAGUUCUUAAGAAACAUUGUCCCAAAGACAGUAACAUUCAGAGAAUCGAAAGGAAUCAGUGUUGAUAUUCUCGUUCCUUUCUGUAAUUCGAUAUCAUUCUAUUUUGUCGAUGCAUCAAGUAUCGAUAGUUCGACAUUCGUCUAUCUGAACAGAAUUGUUUCAUCGUUCAAGUCAACAGUCGUCAUCGCGAAAGUUGAAGAAAGAAACAUGAACAAUUACACUUCUUUGUUAUCGAAUGCACCAAAAUCCAUAUCAUGCAUUACUUAUUUCAACACAAAAGGAUUCGAGAAAGCGAGUGCAAACUUCGUUUUCGAAAUCAUUAAAAUACGCGGAUUCUAUUUUUGA
This is a messenger RNA of Trichomonas vaginalis G3, 393 nucleotides long. RefSeq lists its product as uncharacterized. NCBI's taxonomy places the organism in Eukaryota, Parabasalia, Trichomonadida, Trichomonadidae. Bases 1 to 393 code for a protein of 130 amino acids. The record is from RefSeq and is a predicted model, not a curated record. The transcript has a single exon.